This is a messenger RNA of Penicillium cosmopolitanum, 1605 nucleotides long. Its product is annotated as sugar porter family MFS transporter. Gene Ontology annotation, cellular component: membrane. The record is from RefSeq and is a predicted model, not a curated record. Gene Ontology annotation, biological process: transmembrane transport; carbohydrate transport. Bases 1 to 1605 code for a protein of 534 amino acids. The transcript is spliced from 8 exons. NCBI's taxonomy places the organism in Eukaryota, Fungi, Ascomycota, Eurotiomycetes, Eurotiales, Aspergillaceae. Gene Ontology annotation, molecular function: carbohydrate:proton symporter activity.
AUGGCCACGCUGAGAAAAAAGCCAUUCUUUGGGCUUACUGGAGGAUGGCUCACUUUCUGGAUAACGGUUGCCUGUGCAACAGACAUGUCCUUGUUCGGCUACGACCAGGGAGUCUUCAGUGGUGUGGUAAUAAGCCAAGACUUUCUCGAAGUCCACGAUCUGGUUGGACCGACGAAAACCAAUACUCUUUCCACCGUGACCGCCAUAUACGACAUUGGCUGCUUCAUUGGUGCUAUUGUUGCCUUUACCAUUGGAGAAAGAUUAGGGCGAAAAAAGUCCAUUAUAUUGGGGACAUUGAUCAUGGCUGUGGGUACCAUUCUACAAGCAAGCUCGUUCAGUUUGGCACAGAUGUUUGUUGGGCGAAUUGUGCUUGGAAUCGGCAACGGAGUCAACACGGCCACUGCACCAAUUUGGCAGACGGAGACAUCACAGUUAAAGUGGCGUGGCAAACUUGUCGUAUUCGAGAUGAUGAUGAAUAUCGCAGGUUUUUGCCUCGUCAACUGGAUUAACUACGGUUUCUCUUUUAUUGGUGGAUCUGUUGCCUGGCGUUUCCCACUAGCCUUCCAAUUUAUCUUUUUAUUUAUUCUAAUAUCUACUACACCAUGGCUACCGGAAUCCCCUAGAUGGCUUCUCGCUCAUGGGAGAGAAGAAGAAGCGAUCGAGGUACUCAGCUGUUUAGAAUCGAAGCCGGCCAAUGACCCUUUCAUUAUUACACAGUGCCGUGAAAUCAAUUUCAGUGUUCGCUACGAGCGCGAAAAUGCCGUACGGUGGAGAGAUUUAUUACGAAAGAAAGCCAACACGACCAAGACCCUCCGAAGGCUUGUUCUCGGCGCUGGGAGUCAAUUUAUGCAACAAUUUGGAGGCAUUAAUAUCAUGUCCUAUUAUUUGCCAACAGUGCUGAUCAACUCUGUUGGCCUCACCGAAGAGAUGGCCCGGUUACUAUCAGCUUGUAAUGCCGUCUCAUACCUAUUUUUUUCUGGUAUUGCCGUCUUGCUGAUCGAAAGAUUGGGUCGCCGGUGCCUAAUGAUGAUUUCAACAUUCAGCCAAUUCUUUUGUUUCCUCGUGAUUAGCAUUUUGCUGUGCUUUUCUGAGUCAAGCGAUGAGAGGGAGAAAUAUGCAUCGGCAUCGGUCGCCUUUUUCUUCCUCUAUUAUGGUGCCUUUGGAAUCGGAAUGCUUGGUAUUCCAUGGCUGUACCCGACCGAAAUCAAUUCUUUACCUAUGCGAACAAAGGGCGCAGCUGUUGCAACUGCGAUGGAUUGGAUUACCAAUUUUGUCAUUGUCGAGAUAACUCCGAUUGGUAUUCAGAGCCUACGCUGGAAAUUCUGGCUCGUUUGGACCGCAACGAAUGCUGCAUUCCUACCAAUUCUCUACUUUUUCUAUCCCGAGACUGCGAACCGGAGCCUUGAGGAUAUGGACGCUUAUUAUAGAUCGAAUCCACCGUUGAUAGUCACGAAGGACCCAGACGCUAUUUGUCGAAAACGUCCUCAGAAAUACAUCGACCACGAGGCUAGCGUUAUCGAGAAGACAGUUGCAGGUUUGAAUUACCCCUCAGAUGGGACGGUGAGCCAUGUUGAGCAACUCGAAGCAGAGGCCGACAAGGAAUGA